Molecule: messenger RNA, 2236 nt
Organism: Danaus plexippus (monarch butterfly)
Lineage: Eukaryota; Metazoa; Arthropoda; Insecta; Lepidoptera; Nymphalidae
Gene: cce-7
Product: venom carboxylesterase-6-like
Exons: 10
Coding region: 55-1728 (557 amino acids)
Source: RefSeq, a predicted model, not a curated record
AAACAGUACGCGACUUGCUACAGCCGCGUACGCACGCGCAUUGGGCUUUUUGAAAUGGACCUGUGUAAAUUUUUAUUUUUUUCACUGCUACUAGUAUUAGUGGCUGGUCAGGAACAGAAACCCAUAGUUCGUAUUCAUCAUGGUUUGCUGCAGGGAGCAUGGAAGGAGUCAACUAAUGGUAGAAGAUAUGCCAGCUUCCAAGGCAUACGAUAUGCCAGGCCGCCGAUCGGAAAGUAUAGGUUUAGGGAACCUCAGCAUCUAAAAUCCUGGGAUGGAACGUGGGAUGCCUCCAAACCUAUGCCCGCUUGUAUCCAGUAUGACCCCUUCAACAACACCGUCACUGGUUCCGAGGACUGUCUCUUCCUCAACGUUCACACCCCGGACCUCAACCCUGGUUCCUUAUUGCCAGUAUUGGUGUUUAUCCACGGCGGUGCGUUCAUGUAUGGUGCUGGGUCCUACUAUGGUGCAGAGCAUUUAAUGGAUCGUGACAUGGUUCUCGUCACUUUAAACUACCGCUUGGGACCUCUAGGAUUUCUUAGUACGGGAGAUGAAGCAGCUCCGGGAAACGCAGGGCUUAAGGAUCAGGCCUUUGCUCUCAUGUGGGUCAGGAAGAACAUAUUAAAGUUCGGUGGCAACCCUGAUAGUGUUACACUGGCUGGCUGCUCUGCGGGAGGCGCCAGUGUACACUAUCACUACUUGUCGCCAAUGUCAAAAGGUUUAUUCGAUCGGGGCAUUGCCUUCAGUGGUUCAGCUCUAGCGUCUUGGACACACGCUGUUAAACCGGCUCAGAAGGCGAAGACUCUGGCUUCAAUAGUAGGCUGCCCCACAUCUAACAAUCACAACAUGAUAGACUGUCUGAGGUUUAGACCAGCUGAAGCUAUUGUUAAUGCCCAGAUCGAAAUGUUUGAUUGGAGGGUGAACCUAUUCACCAUGUUCACACCAACGGCCGAGCCUCGAGGUACUAAAGAGCCGUUUUUGACUCAAUACCCCUACCACGCCAUGGAAGUUGGCGCAAUGCAACAACUACCUCUCAUCGCAACCGUUACAAGUGAAGAGGGACUAUAUCCCGCGGCAGCUUACCAAACGGAUCCCAGCCUCCUAAUGGAGUUGGAAUCCAGAUGGGAACACCUCGCCAGUAACAUAUUUGAAUACAAUGAUACCCUACCCUUGGACAAAAGAAGCGAAGUGGCUCAAAAGAUUAAACAGUAUUACAUGGACGGAAAACCAAUCGGACAGGAGACUUAUUCUAAAUUGGUGCAGGCCCUAGGCGAUCGUCUGUUUGCUGUGAGUGUUGGCAAGAUGGCGCAGUUCCACGCUCGCUCUGGUCAACCAACCCUUAUGUACCGCUUCUCACACCGAGGCACACACAGCCUGUCUGAACUCAUGGCGUUCAAAGAAGAGAAUUAUGGGGUCAGCCACGCAGACGACGUACUAUCUGUCUUCAACUUCUUGCCCUUCACCGACUUCUCAGCUGAAGACAUCGAGAUGAGGAACACCAUUAUUGAUCUGAUCUACAGUUACGCUAAAACUGGAAUUCCACAAUUACCAAACAGUCAAGAGUGGACUAAAGUACAACCCGGAUCCAAGGAUUUGAACUACCUGGAAAUAGAGAGCCCGAGUAGUAUGAAAAUGAAAUCGUGUUCAGACUUUGGACAUAAAACCUUCUGGGACAGCCUCGGUUUUAUAGAAGACCAAAAUUUUAAUAUAAAUAUAAGAGAUGAAUUGUAACAAAAUAUCUCAACAAGAUUUGAUUUUUCCUGUUUUCACAACUACAAUAUGAAUUUUAGCUAUUAGGCAACUUACUAUGUCACGCUUUCAGUGCGAAUGAAGCCACAGCAAUUAAAAAAAACUUACUAUGACAAUUUAUAAUAUACAUCGAAAGUAUAUUCAAAAAAGAGGGUUAAUUUUAUUAUAGACUUACUUACAUCUGUUUUGGUUAUUAGAAAAUCAACAAACCUCCAUUUACAUUUAAGAUGAAUAUGUACUUUAUUUUUAAUUUCAAUAAAAGUUAUGAAAAUUUACUCCAAUAGCAGUGACAUUUGUUAACAGCUAAAACUUCUUACUUUCCGAGUUAAAAAGUCCAAAGUACAUGGACGAACACGUUACGAAACUUACUAACCUUGUUUACUUCAAAACCAAGUACGGUCAUUGUGUCGUACGUCAAGAAUAUCGUAUCUUUUGAUGUUUACCUGAGCCUAUUUUUUUUUUAUAAAUUAUAUUAAAUCCAUAUGUAUUA